Messenger RNA from Saccostrea echinata, 520 nucleotides. RefSeq lists its product as uncharacterized. The coding region runs from base 7 to 378 and encodes 123 amino acids. Lineage: Eukaryota; Metazoa; Mollusca; Bivalvia; Ostreida; Ostreidae. The record is from RefSeq and is a predicted model, not a curated record. The transcript is spliced from 3 exons.
ACAGCCAUGAUCCGAGCUCUUCUUCUCCUGGGAGUUUGUGUCUCCUCAAUCUAUUGUAGCGGAUACCGACCUGGUGUUAUCAGAGGCGGUGGAAGAAUCGGAGGAGGUCAUAUUGGGGGUGGGGGAAUAGGUGGAGGAAUAGGUGGAGGAAUUGAUGGAAUCAUUAGAGGUGGAGGAAUUCCUAGUGGUCACAUCGGCGGCAGCAGUCAGUGGAGCCACCAGUCCUCCUGGCAUUCCGGUAGUCAUGGCGAUAUUGGUGGUGGUCAUCCUAGGGGCAUUAUCCCAGGAGGUUCCGGAGGAAUUGGAGGAAUAAUCAGAGGUGGUCAUGGGGGUAGUGGAUGUGGACCUCACGGAUGUAAAAACUACGGACGUAAAUAGAUUACAAUUGGGAAAAAACAACUAUAGAUCUAUUUAUUUGUUUAUUUAUUUACUUAUUUAUUUAUUUGACUUGUUCAGCUACUAUGUGACUGUUUUAAUGUCAACUGACCAGUUUGUAUCAAAUAAAUAAAAUUAAAUUAAA